CACAUCUUCACCGUCCGCAUGGAUAACGUCCAGGAGUCUGGCUAUUACUGGUGUGCCAUUCAUAUUCCUUCAGCUUUUGAUAAACGGGCAGGGUUUUUCUUGGACGUCGCAGCAGACUCUCCGAGACUUCACGUGAACUCUCAGCAUGUGACGGGAUCUGAGAAUGGCAGCGUUACCAUCAGCUGCUACCAUCAGGGAGGACAAUAUGGUGUAAAAUGGUGUAAGUUUGGAGGUCAGUGCAUUACAGGAGCGUCUGGGAGGUUAGACGGAGCCUCGGUUGAGAUCAGAUACGGUCUGAGAAACACGACUGUGAGCAUGAGCCGACUGAAGAAGGAGCACACGGGAUGGUACUGCUGCUCGACAGAAGAGCUGCAGAUGCCUGUUCAUAUCACUGUCCAUCAGAAGAAGAGCAGAAAGAGUCCGGUUACAGCAGAGUCUGAUCAGAUCUCAGCCAGCGCUCGCAAACGGACAGCUGUUUUAUUUCUGUUGCCUGUGAUUUUGGAGAUUCUCCUGAUCAUAGUCAUUUACUUGGCACUGAAACUGGCUAGGUUUUGCAAAAAAAGAUUCUUCCAGUCUGUGCAUGAAGCAGAGGAAGGUCAGUACGUGACGAUGCACAGGAAACAGUCCUCGCGUUCACAUGGCCGUUCUGCUGCUGAAGGAGUGUAUGAAAGUAUGGCUGGACGCAAAACAAACAGUGAGUCUCCGCAAGAACCAGAUUAUGUGAACGUUAUGAAGACGUGACUUGGCAGCAUCAGAAAUGGAGGAAUGAAUCCGGUGUGUGAUUCGGCAGACGUUCACUGCAGCUCAACUAAAGACCUCGGUGUUAAAGAGCCUAUAUGAAGCAAGCAGAGAUGUUUUAUUUAUUUACUGUUUAAUUCAUUUUUAUGUGUCCUAUUCAGGGUUUUCAAAGCUACAGGGAACAUCUCUGCAGUUUAUUUCAUUUAUAACCCAAGGUCAUGGCUUCGAUUCCCAGGGAAGGCAUGAACUGAAAAAUGUCAGUGUGUACCUUGAAUGCAGUGUAAGUCGUAUUGAAUAAAAGUGUC
Messenger RNA from Sinocyclocheilus rhinocerous, 1043 nucleotides. RefSeq lists its product as uncharacterized. The record is from RefSeq and is a predicted model, not a curated record. The coding region runs from base 19 to 741 and encodes 240 amino acids. The transcript is spliced from 7 exons. Lineage: Eukaryota; Metazoa; Chordata; Actinopteri; Cypriniformes; Cyprinidae.